This is a messenger RNA of Cheilinus undulatus (humphead wrasse), 3903 nucleotides long. Its product is annotated as serine/threonine-protein kinase 4-like. The coding region runs from base 344 to 1840 and encodes 498 amino acids. The record is from RefSeq and is a predicted model, not a curated record. Lineage: Eukaryota; Metazoa; Chordata; Actinopteri; Labriformes; Labridae. The transcript has 11 exons. Gene Ontology annotation, biological process: intracellular signal transduction; protein phosphorylation; regulation of MAPK cascade. Gene Ontology annotation, cellular component: cytoplasm. Gene Ontology annotation, molecular function: ATP binding; protein serine/threonine kinase activity.
GCCUGCCGAGCGGUGUUUCAAACAAGUCUAAAGUUGUCUGGACACGGGGGGAGGAUGAACCCAGCGGCGGAGAAUCGGCUGGGUGAAGUUUUUCCACAUUUCAAAUGUUUUUUAAGUAAAAUAUAAACGGUCGUUAUGUGUGUUAAAGCAGCGGUUAAAGAGACGCUGUUGUAACUGAACGGGCUAGCUGCCCUGCUAGCUGCUGCUGCUAGCCUGUUAGCCGUUAGCUCACCGCCGCCUGUGUUAGUUUUUGCGGAGACUGUGUAGUUUGAAACGGGGACAAGAUCGGUCAAGUUUCAUCACAGACUACUGGAAGGACUCCGAGGGUUUCCAGGAGGACAAGAUGGAGAACAAGGACAAAGUCCAGAUGAGGAAUCACCCUCGAAGACAGUUGAAGAAGCUGAGUGAGGACAGCCUCACCAAGCAGCCAGAGGAAGUCUUUGAUGUCCUGGAGAAGCUGGGUGAAGGGUCUUAUGGCUGUGUGUUUAAAGCUCAUUAUAAAGAGACCGGGGAGAUUGUGGCCAUCAAACAGGUUCCUGUAGAGUCUGAUCUGCAGGAGAUCAUCAAGGAAAUCUCCAUCAUGCAGCAGUGUAACAGUCCACAUGUGGUGCGGUACUACGGCAGCUACUUUAAAAACAGCGACCUGUGGAUCGUUAUGGAGUACUGUGGGGCAGGAUCAGUGUCUGAUAUCAUCCGAAUACGCAACAAGACGCUAACAGAGGAGGAGAUAGCCACCAUCCUGCAGUCCACUCUGAAAGGUUUGGAGUAUCUGCACUUUAUGAGGAAAAUCCACAGAGACAUCAAGGCUGGAAACAUCCUGCUAAACACGGAGGGUCAGGCCAAACUGGCCGACUUUGGAGUUGCUGGACAACUCACAGACACCAUGGCGAAGCGUAACACCGUCAUUGGCACGCCGUUCUGGAUGGCUCCAGAGGUCAUACAGGAGAUUGGAUACAACUGUGUGGCAGACAUCUGGUCUCUGGGAAUAACAGCGAUAGAGAUGGCUGAGGGGAAGCCGCCGUACGCUGACAUACAUCCCAUGAGGGCCAUUUUUAUGAUUCCCACCAACCCACCGCCAACAUUCAGGAACCCAGAUCAGUGGUCGCUGUCAUUUCGAGACUUUGUCAGCCAGUGUUUGGUAAAAAACCCAGAAAACAGAGCGACUGCUACACAGUUAUUACAGCAUCCAUUCAUCAAGUCGGCCAAACCCAAUUCCAUCCUCAGAGCCCUGAUCACGGACGCCAUGGAGAUCAAGCUGAAGAGACAGGAGGAGGCGGAGCAGAGAGAGCAGGACGCCGAUGAUGACGACAAUUCGGACGAGGAUGAGGUCGACCAGGGGACGAUGGUGCGAGCAGGAACUGGCGACUCAGGGACCAUCCGGGCUGCUGGCUCACUAGCAGGAUCACUGAGCAGUACGGCACGGACCAUGAUCGAACACGACGACGACACGGGAACCAUGCAGUCACAGCUGGGCACCAUGGUCAUUAACUCUGACGAUGAGGAUGAGCAAGAGGCUGGAACCAUGAAAAGGAGAGAUGAGACAAUGCAGCCGGCCAAGCCUUCCUUUCUGGAGUACUUUGAGCAGAAAGAGAAGGAGGCAAACAGCCACAACGAUGCUGGAGGGAGAGGAGACAACAAUGCAGACAACCGCAAACUGCCUCCUGAAGGAGAUCUAGAGGUGGUGAGUACGUGGUCUGUGGAGGAGCUGCGUCUACGUCUGGCCUCUCUGGACCCUCAGAUGGAGCAGGAGAUCGAGGAGAUUCGUCAGCGCUACCAGGCUAAGAGGAAGCCCAUCCUGGAGGCCAUCGAGGCCAAAAAAAGGCGGCAGCAGAACUUCUGAGACAAGCCUGAUGAACUCAGAUGGAUACUUGGUCUGUGAGUUUUCAAACUGCUGUGGUUCCACAAACGUAUCGCACAUUUAAUCCUGAAUAACUGCAGAAAAGACGACAGCCGGAUGUGACGUCUCAGCGUAGAAACCUGAGGAUACUGUCGAGGAAGACCUUCCAAAGAGAUGUUCUCUGUUUGACAGAAUGUUUAUUUUUAUAAACCAGAUUUCUUUCACUCUCUCAUUCCUGGUUUCAGCUGGAUCAGAAAUGACAGACAGGAAGUUUAGCUUCCCUCCAUCAGCAGCUCAUCUGGACUCUUAACUUUUUUUCUGUUAUAAACCGAAGUGACGGAUGUCUGUUCUUUUUUCACUUUAGUUUUUAUACCUAAACCAUGUGGUACUAUGUCGUUUAACUGCUGACUGUUUUAGGUACUCAACUGCUCAUUCCUCAUUUAUUCUCACAGGAUUGCUCAAAGCUGCUGGACUGUUAAGUCACGACAAAAAUGUCUGGAUCAUUUCCAGCCUUUGAAAGUUCAUAAAACAAACAAAAAGUUUCUCAGUGCAAACUAAUCGGUAGUUUCAGCACGUUCGUGUCUCUUUAGGCUUAUGGCAGAGGGGGGCAUGGUCAAUCAACUCUGUUAGUCUGUUCACAAAGACGUUAAUCUGGUUAUUCUGCUCAGAAUUAAAGGGAAUUAACACCAACAUUAGCUGCAAACACUGUUUAAAGUCUGAUGGUCCGCCAAAGGUCAUCAGUGUUUUUCCUCUUCAUAAUCAGGAUUAUUUUAAAAAACUGCUGAGUUUACGUAUAAUGCUACAGCACUGGAAAGUUCUGAGGAUUCUGCUUCUUUCUACAUCCAACAGCCACAAUCUAAGCAUCUGUAAGAACAGCCAAGUACAGAGUCAUUAAACCUCCCAGAAGCUCUUCUCUAUUCUCAUGGUCAUAAUAUUCCAACAAAAACGUCCUGCUGCAUCAGGAAGGGUGCCCCCCAUCCAAAUCCAGGAAGAGAUUAAAUCCAGACUAAAAUGUUUGAUUAAUCUGAUUAAUGUCUGAUUAAUCUCAGAAUUUCUCUUUUAACUGUGAAUUCUCCAUUUAAAUUUAACUUAGCUGCAUUUAAAACCAUUAUUGUUUCUUUUUUUUUCUUCUUCUUCUUCUUUUUUAAACUAAGGUUGAUUGACUUCCUGCUUGGAUAAAGAGCUGCUUUUAUUUUGAAAGAAAACAGGAACUCCAGGUAGAUCAAUCAUGAUCUCAACCACCAAAAAGGAACUUAAUCUUAAGCACCAGUAAGAAGUGCAGUAAAGAGGUAAAUGUUUGAUAACACAGAUGCAGAUGUCUUCUGACUCGUCCUCUUAGCUGUCUGCAAGGGUUUAAAGUGAGUUGAGAGAUUAAGAAGACAGUGGUGGACUUAUUUUUCAUCACCAUGUUUGCAGGAAGACGCUGACCCGGAUUUACCAAAGGGACAAUUAAGCAUGCAAUUUAUAAGAUUUAACAAAAAGAAAAGGUGCUUUAAUUAUGGACCUUAAUUAAUGGCAAUUAAUGCUGACAUCCCAAUGACAUAACACCCUGUAAGAUCCACAGGUUGUUUUGAAUCUGAAAAUAAUCUAAAGGUUUGGGUUUUUUUCGUAUAGUGUGCAUCUGUGCUUUGGAAGUGCCUAACAUCCUGUAGGUGAAGCAGCAUUUCACAAUUAAAGCCUCCUGGGGCACAGACUGGUCAUUCAAUCAGCUCUCUAAAGCAGUGAUACUCAACGUGUGGCUCUUUUGUGUCUUAAUUUGAAAUGUAAUUACACCAGAAAACCUUAAAAAAGGGAAAAUGUGACCUCAGAAAUUGUCCAUUGCAAGCCACAUUAUUAAGUUUGUUUCCUUCACUUAAGUUGGCUUUAUAUGUCAACUGAAAAUUUUUUGUACGUAGAUUUCUAUUGCCCUUAUUUACAAUUUUUUUGCCCCUUUUUUAUUUUUUGCCACCUUUAUACUUUUUUGUCCUUUUUGCCACUUUACACCCAUUAAAGCUGCCUUUUGUGAUUGAAUGCCACUUUUUUCACUUUCUUGCCAUUCUUUGGUGCUCUUUGCCCUUUUUAGUCAC